Solanum verrucosum is the source of this 534-nucleotide messenger RNA. RefSeq lists its product as uncharacterized. The transcript is spliced from 2 exons. The record is from RefSeq and is a predicted model, not a curated record. Gene Ontology annotation, molecular function: zinc ion binding; nucleic acid binding. Lineage: Eukaryota; Viridiplantae; Streptophyta; Magnoliopsida; Solanales; Solanaceae. Bases 1 to 534 code for a protein of 177 amino acids.
AUGGCUCAAGAAAAUAGGGACGUUGUAGUCCUCGUGAAAUCAAAUAUGGGUGUGACGACAUGCAGAGUGAGGGACUUCACUAGAAUGAAUCCUCCAGAGUUUCACGGUUCUAAAAUUGAAGAAGACGUGUUAAUGAGCAUGGGAGUGAUGCCGGUAGAAAUGGUGGAAUUGGCUGCUUAUCAACUUAAGAGUGCUGCUCAUAUUGAUCAACUAAUGGAAAGAAUGGAGAUCGAAAGAUGGGGGUCCUCUCGAUUAGGAAAACCAGGGUUCAUCAAAUGCUCCUCCUUAUUCAACAAAGAUAGGCUGUCUAACCCUAAUCCUCAAGGAGGGAAUGGUAAUGAAUCUUCAUUGCCUAUACUUACUUGUGCUAAGGGUGGAAGAAAGCGCGAGGGUAAAUGCUUAGCUGGCAUGAAUGGAUGCUUUGUUUGUGGAAAAAAUGGUCAUAAAAUGAGGGAUUGCCCAAUUCUUGCAGCUAAAAAGAGAGAAAGUAAACUAGCCCCGUCUAGUGGUUUGGGUUCUAGUGCCGCAAAGUAA